Molecule: messenger RNA, 729 nt
Organism: Dracunculus medinensis (Guinea worm)
Lineage: Eukaryota; Metazoa; Nematoda; Chromadorea; Rhabditida; Dracunculidae
Source: the annotation of a GenBank genome assembly
AUGAAUGCGAGGUCAUCAGUAUCUAAACUGACGAUCGAAAUACGACAAAUUAAAGAAACAUUAUUGGCAAUAUUUGCGCCGUUAAUAUUACAAAGAACCCAUGGAAAAAUUCGCUAUACAGCAGAAAAUAUUUACCAACACGGUUCUGUUGGAUUUAAAGAAGUGUUGUGCGAUUCGAUACCUUUCACUUAUGUUUGUGUGAAUAGUAAUGAAUUAAAUGCAAAAUUGCAAACUGAAAUUGAUUUGUUCUGUUCAGAAGUAUCAUCGAUAUUAAAUAAUACUGAACGGGUUUUGCAUGAUUCGUUUAGUGAUUCAGCCAAAUAUGAAAUUGUUAUUCCCAGCGCAAAGAUUGGAUUAGAGUUCUAUCAACGGCAGAGACGUUUAUUACUGCCUCAAGAUGUUCCGUGGGAAAUAUGGCAAAUGGAUCUAACUGUUGUUCGUGCUACUGAUGAUGGGUAUUUGAGUAGCCUAGCCGAUUCAUUAGCUGAUGAAUUAACCAGUUUACAUCUUAAUUUUAUAUCGGCAAUAAAUCAAUCGAUUUAUCUUCCAAAAGUGCCGUCGAAAUCAGAAUUACUAAAUGUCUUCGAUGAUUCUAUCUCAGAUUGUAAUCCAUAUUUAUAUCGAAUCGUACGACCACAACUUUCUGACGGCUCAAGAAGCUCGAGCUAUUGGCAAAGUGCUGGUGGUGCUACGGUGCGAAGAUUUUUAAAAGAUACUCUUUCAUUUUAA